Messenger RNA from Leucoraja erinaceus (little skate), 306 nucleotides. Its product is annotated as pancreatic secretory granule membrane major glycoprotein GP2-like. Bases 4 to 306 code for a protein of 100 amino acids. NCBI's taxonomy places the organism in Eukaryota, Metazoa, Chordata, Chondrichthyes, Rajiformes, Rajidae. The record is from RefSeq and is a predicted model, not a curated record. The transcript has 4 exons.
UGGAUGAAUGAUGAAAAUGUAGUGGGAUGGUACAGAUUUAAGAGUUCCGGUGGAUGGAAGAUUCCGGAGACUGUCGUUCCAGUGAAUCACUGCUCCGGGAAGUACCCAGGCUGGUUAGACGGUCCCCAUCCCAAUGUGGGAGACGGGGAAGUGCUCAGGAAAGUCUGUUUCAAUGAUGAUGAAAAUCGCUGUAAUGUAUAUCAGAGGAUCUGGGUGAAGAACUGCAUCGGUUACUUUGUGUAUCUGCUGUGGCCAGCAACAUACACCUACGGGGUGUAUUGUACAGAUCCAGGUUGGCAGCAGUGA